This is a messenger RNA of Hevea brasiliensis (rubber tree), 1850 nucleotides long. RefSeq names its product triacylglycerol lipase OBL1. The record is from RefSeq and is a predicted model, not a curated record. Gene Ontology annotation, biological process: lipid metabolic process. Gene Ontology annotation, molecular function: triacylglycerol lipase activity. The transcript is spliced from 5 exons. The coding region runs from base 56 to 1723 and encodes 555 amino acids. NCBI's taxonomy places the organism in Eukaryota, Viridiplantae, Streptophyta, Magnoliopsida, Malpighiales, Euphorbiaceae.
GAGAAUAUUAAUGGAUCAUAAAAAUGAAUUGUGCUAGUUAUAACUCUUCCAUUUGAUGCCAAUUCUACCUAUAAAUACUUUCAUAGUUCUCCUUGCUCACCCCAUCUUGAACAUAGCCUUGAAUAAAGUGAAGAAAAAAAGUGGUAGUGAAGCAAGUGAGAAGCCAAAAGCCAUGGCCACUAAUGUUACUUGUUCUAGUCCAAACUUCCUGAUAGUAAACCCAGAUAAGGGAAGCAAAAGAGACAUAUUCAAGUACUUGGUGGCGAAUAGCACAAAGAGUGGAAUGAACUUCUUGGAUAGCUCAGAGGAGACAGUUAAGGGAGGUGCAGCAGUUGAUCACAGGUGGAUUUUGUUGGUGUCCAUUAUCGUUCGCAGGAUCCUUGCCCUUAUUAACACCCCAUUGAAAUACUUUGGCGAUUUGGUUGAUUUCUUUCUCAACCUUCUUUCCCAGAAUGGUGGCUUCUCUGGCAUAUUUAAUAACUUUCUUAAGGGUCAGCUGAGGAUACCACGUAGAGGCACAGAGACUUUUAUAAGCACGAUUGGGCAAUUGGAUGGACGGAUAGACCUAUACAAGACUGUAUUCUUGGCUGAGAAAGUAGAUGAUUCAGUUGCUUUGGAUGCAAAUAACAUAAGAUCAGAAUUGGGCAAUCGAUAUCUUAUGGACCUUUGUAUUAUGGCAUCCAAGCUUGUUUAUGAGAAUGAGAAAGUUAUUAAAAAUGUUGUCGAAAAUCACUGGAAGAUGCAUUUCGAGGCCUUCUACAACUGCUGGAAUGAAAACCAAAAGGAGAGCAAUACCCAAGUGUUCAUGUUUACUGACAAACCCAAAGAUGCAAACUUGAUAGUGAUCAGCUUCAGAGGCACAGAACCUUUCAAUGCGCAAGAUUGGAGUACUGAUUUCGAUUUCUCUUGGUAUGAGGUUCCAAAAGUGGGAAAACUCCACAUCGGAUUCUUAGAAGCCAUGGGUUUGGGUUGCAGAGGAGAUGCUAACACCUUCCAAAAUCACCUUCAGAGGAAGCAUACAAGUUUCAUGCAUUUAAACGGUGAGUCUGUGGGGUCCUUUAUGGAAAUGGCGAAGAAGAGUGCGUACUAUGCUGUGUCGAUGAAACUCAAGAACUUACUGAGGGAGCACAAGAAUGCAAAAUUUGUUGUCACUGGACAUAGCUUAGGUGGGGCACUGGCUAUAUUAUUCCCUUGCGUGCUGGCGAUACAAGAGGAGACGGAGAUGAUCCACAGGUUGCUAAAUAUUUACACAUUUGGGCAGCCAAGGAUCGGGGACGUACACCUAGGUACAUUCAUGGAAGCCCAUUUAAACUACCCAGUUAAUAGAUACUACAGGGUAGUUUACUGCAAUGAUAUGGUGCCUAGGGUGCCUUUCGAUGACAAGAUCUUCGCCUUCAAGCACUUCGGAGUCUGCCUUUACUAUGACAGCCGGUACUUUGGCCGAUUUAUGGAUGACGAACCGAACAGAAAUUUCUUUGGAUUGAAGCACGUUAUCCCUAUGAGGUUGAAUGCCCUGUGGGAAAUCUUCAGGAGUUUUGUGAUAAGCCACACACAUGGACCAGAGUAUCAUGAGAGUUGGUUCUGCACAUUUUUCAGGUUAAUGGGGCUGGUGCUCCCUGGAGUUUCUGCGCAUAGUCCUAUAGAUUAUGUCAACUCCGUCAGGCUUGGAAGGGAGCGCACGUUUCCAUUGUCCACUUUGAAAAGCUUCGCUCGCAAAUCAUAAUUAAGAAGGUUCGCAAUCUUCUUCCUCAUCAUAAUAAUAAGGUCAAGAGAUCAGAGGUUCACGCCAUUAUGUGGAAAAACUCAUAAUGGAAAUGUAUCAUGGUGUAGCAGCAUUUUUGGGUUAUGUA